AGUAUUUAUAGUUCAUGUGGGACAGACGAGGCUCGGGGACAGCGUCCCUCAGUGGGAGUGGUCUCCUGCAGGUCACGUGGUCCGAGCCUUUGUUGAUUCGCUUCAGUAGAAGAAGAAGAACAGCAGGACGAAAAAAAGAAAAAAGGAGCCAGUCCCGGUUCAACCGACCCACCAGAUCCUCAAACCGUGCCCGGCGCAGCCUCGCUCCUCCUCGGCCUGGAUGCUCCCUGAAGCCCGCUGGCCUUCUUCUCCUGGAUCUCUUUUGUCCGCCGCGGUCCGAGCUUCUCCCGGCGGUUGUAGCGCGAGGCGGCGGGGCUGGGGAUGCUCGGUCCGGGCUGUGAGCAGACUGGCUUUAGGGGGUGGUGGAGGUGUGCGUGUGCGUGAGUGGGGGGUUGGCGUGAAGCCCCGGGCCCUGCUUCGCUUUGUUAUCCCUCCUCCCGGAUCGCGUGUUUUCUACCCGGAGCUUCUCCUGCUCAACCGGCCGGAGGAGGCUCGUCGUGUCCGGAUGUGAAGGUCUCCAGCCUCGGUCUGAGGGACGGAUCCACGCAGUCUUUGUUUGUCGACCCCCCCCCCCCCCCGAGUCGCACAGACCUGAGCCUCUAGCUUUAUUUAAACCUCCAUCCGCCCCGGCUCCACCUCCCCCUCCGGCCUCCAUCAUGGCUGCGGUGUGCCGGGUCUCCUGGUCCUGGUCCUGCUGCCUGCUGGUCCUGCUGGUUCUCCCCACCGUUCGGAGUUCGUUCCCCCGCAGCGGAGCGGACUGCGGCCCCGGGAAGGCCGCCGACUGCCCAGAUCUGGCGGAGAAGAAGAGCGACCUGCGAGUGUGUGACGCCAUGACGUGUCGCUUUGGAGGAACGUGCCGAGAGAACGGAGCCGACAUCAAGUGUGUGUGUCAGUUCCACUGCCAUAAGAAGUACGUUCCCGUGUGCGGCUCCAACGGAGACACCUACCAGAACGAGUGCUUCCUGCGGCGAGCCGCCUGCAAGAAGCAGAGGGCCGUCGGCAUGGCGUCGGAGGGGCCCUGUUACCACGACGGAGCAUCAGGAUCCGGUGACGGAGAUGAUGACGGUUCUGGUCGAGGGAAGAAGGUCUCCAAAUGUGGAAACUGCAAGUUUGGAGCUGAAUGUGAUGAAGACUCUGAGGAUACGGGCUGUAUGUGUAACAUUGUGUGUAACGGCCACAACGACAACCCGGUGUGCGGCGUAGACGGCGAGACGUACAACACGCCGUGUCACGUCAGAGAGGCGUCAUGCCACAAGCAGCUGAAGAUAGACAUCAAACACGUGGGCCGUUGCCAAGAUAAAAGUAGGAAGGAUGACAGCAUGAAGACCAAACCAGACGUCUAUGGUGAGGGGGAGGAGUUUGUGGACAGCCCCGCCCCAUGUCCCGAAGACUACGCCCAGUUCUGUGAACACGGCCAAUGUGAGAUGAGGCACAACCUUCCCACCUGCAGGUGUGAGGCGGCCUACGGGGGCCCUCAGUGCGAUCAGCUCCUGGACUUCAACAUCCUCUACGUGGUCCCCAGUGGUCAGAAGCUGCACUACGUCCUCAUCGCCGCCAUCAUCGGAGCGGUUCAGAUCGCAGUCAUCGUAGCCGUGGUCAUGUGCUUCACCAGGCGGUGCAACAAGACGAAGCGCGGUCGGAGGCAGAAGCAGCACCUCGGUCACUUCCCUUCAGGAACGUCCUCCAGGAUGAUGUAGCUGCUCCACCCGCUCCACCUUUUUAUGAAACACGAGGGAACGUUUUCCUUCCACAGACAGACGCAUUUUUGAUAUCUCGACUUUUUGGUGCCUCUUUUCUCCCCUCCCUUCAUCAAGAAUAGUUUGGAAUUCCUUAAGGGGCCUUAUUUUUUAUAUUUUGCUCCAUUUUUGGGUUGUUUUUGUUUACCGCCUGGUUGGUGUUGCCGUGGCGAUUCCAUCCUCUGGGACUCACUGUGGAUCCUCCGUAUUUAUCUGAUCGUAUUUUUUUCUGACCCCGUGGGACGCACCGACAUGCUCCUGCUUUGUUGGAGCUUUAUUUUGAAGGAACCCUGUUUAUGUGGAAGUUGUAACUAUUGAAUAUUUACUGUCAUAUUUUACUUUGAAAACUAUAGAACGGAAGCGUUGCAAUUUUCAAAAGUUUGACUUCAGGUAUCUUUAAGAAUGAAAAGAUUAAUUCAAUCUUUUUGUGACUAAAAGUUAAAGUUUGAGGGUUUGAAAACAAUUUUAAGAUGUUUUUUGAGCCAAAAAACACUUGUGAUUUUUAAAAUGAAAUUAGAAAUAUAAAUCAAUUUAAUCCAAUGACAGUUUGCUUCCAUAGUUGAAGCUUUUCUUUCUUCUGUUUACUUUGUGUAAGAAAAGCCUUUGUGCUCCAGAGGGCGCUCUGCCCCCUCCACAGCUGCCCCCCCCCCCCCCCACACACACACACAGCUGCCCCCCCCCACAGGGUCACAAUCCUCUUGUCAUGUAAAAUCAGAUCUACUUUAUUUCUUGUUUUUGUAUUUUGUUACAAAGAAAACCAAAAUGCUGUUUUUUCUACUGUCUAAAGGGUAAAAGGUCGAUGUUAUUUUACUCCAAAUGGACCACGGUUCUGACCAUGAUUUUAACUGUUUCUGUUUAGUCGACUUUGUUCCUUUUUAAGUCCGGUUUGUGACGAUGGUACGAGUGUCCAUCUUUGUGGUAGAAGGAGUAGACUCUGUGGGCCGGAGUGAGGGAACCGGGGAACCCCCCCCCUGAGGGACCCCCCCGGCUCCACCGUAGAUGUUGCAUGAACCCGUGAACUCGUUGUUUCGUGCUGUAGUGGAACCAGAAUUAAAUGAUGAUGUUUGAA
Pungitius pungitius (ninespine stickleback) is the source of this 2805-nucleotide messenger RNA. RefSeq names its product tomoregulin-1-like. Lineage: Eukaryota; Metazoa; Chordata; Actinopteri; Perciformes; Gasterosteidae. The record is from RefSeq and is a predicted model, not a curated record. Bases 657 to 1697 code for a protein of 346 amino acids. Gene Ontology annotation, cellular component: plasma membrane. The transcript has 10 exons. Gene Ontology annotation, molecular function: protein binding.